GUGGUUUGUUGGACGUGUCAAAUUAUUUUCUUGAUGUGUUCAGUAACAGUCAGCAAGUGGUAAUCUUUCGGAUUCGUACAGUGUUCUGCUAAUUAAGCUUCUGUUCACUGCAACGGUAGCAUAUCUAUGGAACUAUCGAUGUAGAGCAGUUUCCGGUUAAAAAAGAAUUUGUGACUGAGAAAAAAUGGGUGGACAGAAGUUCCAGUACGAUGAAAGCGGUGCAACGUUUUUCUAUUUCAUCCUCUCGUUUCUGGCACUGAUACUAAUCCCGGCUACAUUUUAUUUCUGGCCCCGCAAGAAAAAAGAAGAUCCUGAGCGUUUCAAAGCGGAAUGUCAGUGCGAAUCAUGCAUACAAAAACGUAUACUAAUCUCACAUUCCGACCCGUACAAGGGUGUGAAAGCGUUCAUCACCAAAGUAGCCAUUAUUGGAGGCUGGGCACUGCUCGCAUUUCUCACAUACAAAGUGUCCCAGUUUGAUUAUGAAAUGUCCAACUUCGAUCCAUACGAAAUUUUGGGUGUGCCGCUUGGCUCCUCCCAAAAGGAUAUUAAGAAAGCUUACCGCACCCUGUCAGUAAUACUGCAUCCAGAUAAGGAAACCGGUGACGAGAAGGCAUUUAUGAAGCUUACCAAAGCCUAUCAGGCUCUGACGGAUGAAGAAGCGCGAAAGAAUUGGGAGAAAUACGGCAAUCCGGACGGUCCUGGGGCGACAUCGUUCGGUAUCGCGCUACCCUCGUGGAUCGUCGAAAAGGAGAAUUCCGUUUGGGUGCUCGGAUUGUACGCGCUGGUAUUCAUGGUAGCACUGCCAACCGUUGUCGGUACCUGGUGGUACCGAUCGAUUCGUUACAGUGGCGAUAAGGUACUGCUCGAUACAACCCAGAUGUACUUCUACUUCUUCCACAAAACGCCGCAUAUGGCACUGAAACGCGUGGUGAUGAUUCUGGCCGCUAGUUUGGAAUUUGACAAACGGCACAACACACAAGUCGUCGAACGUCAAUCGGAUAACGAGGAGGUUCCAAUGCUCAUUAAACAGUUACCAAACUUGAACGAAAAAUGUAAAGAACUUCCCCUCUGCCGAAUGUAUUCAAUUAAAGCUCGUGCUAUCCUGCAUGCCCAUCUUAGUCGUAUGCCACUGAAUCCAAACACUCUUGAUAAGGACCGUCAGUUUAUUGUUAAAAAAUGUCCCCACCUAAUUCAGGAAAUGGUCAGCUGUGUCAAUCAAUUAAUCAUGCUUGCGUACGCGAGGAGAAUCUCCAAACUACCGACUAUAGAAACAAUAGAAAACUGCAUGAAGCUAUCACCGAUGAUUAUCCAGGGGCUGUGGGAAUUCAAAAACCCACUGUUACAACUUCCUCAUGUAACCGAUGAUCAUUUGCGAUACUUUGUUUCUAAGAAACGUCCUAUCCGGAAUUUACAACAAUUUGCUCAACUACCUCCAGAAGAAAGUCGAGCCGUGCUGCGUAGUUUAAGUGAUUUCGAGUACGAGAAUGUAGUGAAAGUGCUGGGCAAAAUGCCUCUGAUUGAUUUCAGUGUCAAGUGCGAGGUCGUUGACGACGAAAACUCCAACGUUGUGACAGCGGGAGCAAUUGUGACCGUUACGGUGGAGUUGGUGAGGCGUAGCAUGAGUGAAUUGUUCGGCGAUGCUUCCGCCAAGGAGAAGCAGGGCAUUACUGAGGAAAACGAAGAGGGUGCUGAAGGAGCCGAGGAUGGUGCCGAAGGAGCAACGGUCAAGGAGGAAAAUGCCAAAACCAAAAAGCUCGUUUGGCAACCGAAACCCAGCAAAGGAGGUCACAAGAGUAAAAGUAAAGGUGGCGCCAACAAAUCCAAGCAACAGCGACAGGCUGCCGCGGCGGCUGCAGCCGCACAAGCUCAGAAUCAAGCCACCAAAUCCGAUAAGACUAAAACAAAUGAAAAAGCUCGUAAGGAUGAUUCGGACGCUGACAGCGGUGCAGAAAGUGACAACGACGGCAGUACAGAUGAAGAUAAGAAAUCAUCCAUGGAAGAUGAUGACGUUGAAUGGGAGAAAUUCCAACAAAAGAUUAACAAACGCGAGAAGCUUGAAGGCAAAUCAAAAGUGUCCCAUCCGGUGCACUGUCCACUGUUUCCCGAGGAAAAGUUCGAAUACUGGUGGACCUACAUUUGCGAUCGGAAGUCCCGAACACUGCUGACGGCGCCCUAUCAGGUGACCAGUCUGGUGCAGCAUGAGGAAGUGCAUCUCAAGUUCACAGCACCCAAAUGGCCUGGCGUGUACAAUUUCACCGUAUGCUUACGGUCCGAUUCUUACCUAGGAAUGGACCAACAAGUGGACCUGAAAUUGGACGUCAAGGAGGCAGCUGCUAUACCCACCGAGCACCCACAGUGGGACGUAAGCGAGUCUGAAUCGGACGCUAACGAGCAACAGGCAAAUGAGAGCGAAUUCACCACGGACUCUUCCGAUGCGGAAAAUGACGACAACUAAAGAUGCAACAUAUUUUUUUCCUUCUUCGUACGUGUGGUAUAUGCUGCUGGUGGAUGUGAGAGUAUAAGAGUUUUUGAUUUGUUUUUCGGGUCUUUAGAACCGAACUAUGUUACGGUAGAUGUGACUGAUAGCUAACAAAACAGGACAAGAGACACAAUUUUUCUAUUCAAACUUCUUCAAUUACACGAACGGCAACGUAUACAGAGACUAUUGUGAAACGUAUGAACGUUUAGAGAAAAAAAAACAGUUGAAAGAAAACCUAAUUUAAAGAAAGGUAGUUAUUUAGUGUACAAUUUUCACAAGUUCACACAUACACAAUCACAGAAAGAAUUCUAUAAACCAUAGUAAAUGAAAAGAAA
Malaya genurostris is the source of this 2814-nucleotide messenger RNA. RefSeq names its product translocation protein SEC63 homolog (gene Sec63). The record is from RefSeq and is a predicted model, not a curated record. NCBI's taxonomy places the organism in Eukaryota, Metazoa, Arthropoda, Insecta, Diptera, Culicidae. Gene Ontology annotation, biological process: SRP-dependent cotranslational protein targeting to membrane; post-translational protein targeting to endoplasmic reticulum membrane. The transcript is spliced from 9 exons. The coding region runs from base 185 to 2455 and encodes 756 amino acids. Gene Ontology annotation, molecular function: transmembrane protein transporter activity; RNA binding. Gene Ontology annotation, cellular component: Sec62/Sec63 complex.